AUGUCUUCAAAUGGAACAACGAACUUACCCAUCAGGGAUACCAACGUUUCAAAUGGUCCGAACCCUCUCAACCGUGCUGAUGAAGUGGAAGAUUUACUCAAUGCUGUCCAAUCCCUCAUCAUUCCCUUCAUCAGAUCGGCAGAUGAAGAUGCUUCCACCAAACACACCGGUCAUGGAAAAGCAAUCCCGGGUGGAGGUCCCAGAACAACACUUCUCGAACAUCACAAACCCGAGAAAUUAGUCCAACUUUUAGAUUUCAAUCUCCCUACCAAUGGGAAGGGAAAGGAUGGUUUAUUGACAACGGUUGAGCAAGUGCUCAAGUACAGCGUCAAUACGUGGGAUCAAGGAUUCUUAGAUAAACUAUAUGCAAGCACCAAUGCGGUUGGAGUUAUCUCCGAGUUGAUAUUGGCCGUUUUGAAUACGAAUCUUCACGUUUUCCAAGUAUCCCCAGCUCUCACCAUCAUCGAGAAAACAACUGCAAAGGCCUUUGCCAACCUCUACGGUUUCAAUGGACCCCACGCAGGAGGUAUCUCAACCCAAGGUGGUUCAGCCUCAAACACAACCUCCAUAAUCAUCGCCCGAAACAAUCUCUUCCCAGAAACAAAACAGACCGGAAAUGCAUCGCACAAAUUCGUCCUCUUCACUUCCGCUCAUGGCCACUACUCCCUUGAAAAAGCCGCACAAAUGUGUGGACUCGGAACCAAUAACGUGAUAUCCGUCCCCAUCGACCCCCAAGGACGCAUGAUCCCCAGCGAACUCAACACCCUCAUCCAAAAAGCCAAAUCCGAAAACAAAACCCCCUUCUACGUAAAUGCCACGGCCGGAACCACCGUCCUAGGUUCCUACGACCCCUUCACCGAGAUUUCCCAAAUCUGUAAAUCACACAACCUCUGGCUCCACAUCGAUGCCUCCUGGGGCGGUCCCGCCAUCUUCUCUCCCACCCACAAAGUAAAGCUCGAAGGCUCUCAUCUCGCCGAUUCCCUCGCUGUAAAUCCGCAUAAAAUGUUGAAUGUCCCUCUAACUUGUUCAUUUCUGCUCGGACCCGAUUUAACCAAAUUCCACAAAGCCAACACCUUACCCGCCGACUACCUCUUCCAUUCCGUCGAAAACGGCGCCGAAGUAUGGGAUCUCGCAGAUCUAACCCUCCAAUGUGGACGUCGCGGCGAUUCUCUUAAACUCGCCUUAUCAUGGAUUUACUACGGUACAUCGGGCUUCACCACGCAAAUCGACCACGCCUUUUCCAUCGCCUCCUAUUUCUCUCAGCUGGUCUCUGACCACCCAGAUUUAGUCCUAGUAUCCGAAAAUCCGCCACCUUGUUUACAAGUAUGUUUCUACUAUGCGAAAGAUAAGAAAUUGGGGGAUAGCAAUUCAAAUACAAAGGUAACGCAGGAAGUCACGCAGAAAUUGUUGGUGAGGGGUUUCAUGGUCGAUUAUGCAAGUGGAGAGGAUGGGAAAUUUUUUAGGAUGGUGGUUAAUGUUCAGACGAGACGGGAGACGGUGGAGGGGUUGGUGAAGGCUAUUGGGGAGAUUGGGGUGGAUGUGGAUGUUGUGGUUUAG
Sclerotinia borealis F-4128 is the source of this 1557-nucleotide messenger RNA. NCBI's taxonomy places the organism in Eukaryota, Fungi, Ascomycota, Leotiomycetes, Helotiales, Sclerotiniaceae. The record is from the annotation of a GenBank genome assembly.